AUGUACUCUCAAAUGAACGACAGACUCUACCCUCGGUUCACAGUGAACUCUACUCUUCCUUCAUCGACCCCCAUGGAGCAGUCCCCAAGCCCACUCUCUGCGCAGUCCUUCAGCUUUGCAGAUGUCUUCCCUGGCGGAAACGAGCUCGAACCUCUCGCUCAGCCUUUCGACUCGGUCUACGACUUCACGCCGCCAAGUCCCUAUAACACCACCAGCGUCCCAGACCUCUACGGUCUGAACACCUCCUACAGCGUCCCCAUCCCAUCGUACUCCUCCUCCUACGAGACCCAGUUUGCAUUCCCGCCGAGCUUCGAAGGAUCGUUGCUCGCGCAAUACCCGCUCAGCACCAGCGCUUCCUCGUCCGACUCCUCCAAAUUAUCCAAACCCUAUGCGUGCGAAGACUGUGGAAAGGCCUUCACACGCUCCGCUGACCUCAAACGGCACCAGACCAGUGUCCACUACCCGGUCUACCAGGAUUGUCCGGUGGAGCACUGCCCGCGGAAGGAUCGCAAUGGCUUCCCGCGGCGAGACCAUCUUAUGGAGCAUCUUCGUUCAUCCCAUCACAUGGAUCUGCCAAAGCGCCGGAUGACGAAGCGAGUUCCGAGGACGUCUGCCUGA
Molecule: messenger RNA, 618 nt
Organism: Aspergillus novofumigatus IBT 16806
Lineage: Eukaryota; Fungi; Ascomycota; Eurotiomycetes; Eurotiales; Aspergillaceae
Product: C2H2-type zinc finger protein
Exons: 3
Coding region: 1-618 (205 amino acids)
Biological process (GO): regulation of transcription by RNA polymerase II
Cellular component (GO): nucleus
Source: RefSeq, a predicted model, not a curated record